CUUCAAGAAGAAUUCAAUUCGACCAGACAACAUCUCUCAGAGCAACGAUCGCCGAAACUAAACAACCGAAAAUUGUCACCGUCCACUUUUGGUCUCCUAGCAAUACCGGCGUUGCAUAUUGCUUCUAGAAAUCCUGACAGUCUCUUCAUUCAGCAUAAAUCCUUGUUGAACAGGAAAGGUCAUAUGUAUGCAGCGAAAUGGCUGUGGAAUCGUUUAAUGACAGGUCCCGAGUAUAAUCUUUCGAAAGCAGUUCUUUCUGAAGAUGCAUAUUUUUGUCCAUCGGCGGGAUGUCCCUAUUUUCGUACAGUGACCAAUCGACAUUCUUGUCAAGUUAUUACGGAAGAGGAAUGGCAACGAUCCACUAGGACGAACUCUUCAGCGAAUGGAGUGAGCAAAAAGCAGUCGAAGCGACGAGAAGCCAUCAAGCAGCAUCUAAUACUCGUUAUUACAGUUAUUGUUGUUUCGGCGUUUAUCUCAGUUACUUUCUUCGGUACCAUAUUCUACCGAAACAGCUUGAAGGCCACGAAACCUCGAUUCGAGGCGACGCCAGGGGUAUAA
This is a messenger RNA of Anisakis simplex (herring worm), 558 nucleotides long. Lineage: Eukaryota; Metazoa; Nematoda; Chromadorea; Rhabditida; Anisakidae. The record is from the annotation of a GenBank genome assembly.